Molecule: messenger RNA, 687 nt
Organism: Colletotrichum scovillei
Lineage: Eukaryota; Fungi; Ascomycota; Sordariomycetes; Glomerellales; Glomerellaceae
Exons: 1
Coding region: 1-687 (228 amino acids)
Source: RefSeq, a predicted model, not a curated record
AUGCAGUUCUCUACUUCCCUCAUCGUUCUCGCUGCCGCCGUCUUCUUCGGCACUGACGCUGCUCCUGCUGGCAACGUCCGCCGAGACCCACCUGUCGUCAGUGAAGGCAUCCCCAACCUCGUCAAGUAUGUUGGCGCCGGCGAGAAAGACAAGGCCUUCAUCCCAGAGGGUGCCGGUGUGAUCAACACAGACAAGGCUGUCCCUGUACAGUAUGUCCCCAAGGCCAAACCAGUUCCCCCCAUCACCAAAGAGGGCAACGGCAAGGUCGACACAAACGUCCCCACCAUCAAAGAGGGCGACGGCAAGGCCAACAACACAGACAUCGCAACCCCCGAAGCCCCCGACUCCUCAGUCGACGACUUCAUCCAGCACGGGGGCGCACUCUGCCAGCACCAGGAGCUGAAACACCGCGUCCUCCACGCCUACUCGCUCAAGGCCUAUUCGGGAGUCGACGAUGUCCCCAAGGUCUGCGGUGAUCUCUGGCAAGAGCUCAGAAGCUUCGGUGGCUGCUUCGCCGCCUCGGACGCUUCCUGCCGCGCGGGCACCGACAAGGGUGAACUGAUCUGGCACUUCGUCGCCUCCACCUUCUGCAACAUUGGCAUGGUCCAGUCCGCCUGGUGGGAGGCUACCCACAACAAAUAUGGCGCCGUCGAGUGUAAGGAUGUGGAGCAGUUGGGCUUCCGUUAA